Cladophialophora bantiana CBS 173.52 is the source of this 1800-nucleotide messenger RNA. RefSeq lists its product as uncharacterized. The transcript has 3 exons. Gene Ontology annotation, molecular function: DNA binding; zinc ion binding. NCBI's taxonomy places the organism in Eukaryota, Fungi, Ascomycota, Eurotiomycetes, Chaetothyriales, Herpotrichiellaceae. The record is from RefSeq and is a predicted model, not a curated record. Bases 1 to 1800 code for a protein of 599 amino acids. Gene Ontology annotation, biological process: DNA-templated transcription.
AUGACAGAUGUGGCAACACGCCUUGCAAGACUUGAAAAGUCACUUGCUCAAGCACAACAGCAACAACCAACACCGGAAAUAACAGAACCAAAUCGAAAACCAUCACGAUCCAACUUCAAUGGUCGAUCAAGAGAAGACAUUCUUGUGCAAAAAGGCUCAUCAAGUCAAUACUUCAACGAAGUCUUCUUGUCACGCGUUAUCGAAGAGGAACACAAUGUCGAAUCAGCCUUGAUGACACCUCCUAUGGAAUCACCUCAUCCAGCCAGAUCUCUCUCAAUCAAUGCCCUGGGAAUCCUUUCAUCACCUUCACCAUCGGCACUACCAUCUCACUAUCAUCCACCCAAGCAGACGGCCGUGAAGCUGUGGACAAUAUACAUAAACAAUGUGGAGGGUUGCUCAGGCUUGAAGCUCCUCCACAUUCCAACCGACGAGAUCAAAAUGUAUUCAAUCGUCGAUGACCCGGCUACGGCAUCGCUAGAUGAUCUGGCAUUGAACUUUGCCAUCUACUUUGCGGCCAUAUCUACGCUUGACGAUGACGAAGCUCAAGUUACCCUGGGACAAGACAAACAAUCACUUCUACUUCGAUUCAAAAUUGGAGUAGAGCAAUCCUUCGCUCAUGGAGACUUUUUGAAUUCUCCAACCGUGACUGGACUUCAGGCUUUGGCAAUCUACCUGUCUGCCCUUCGAGUACACAAUUGUGGAAAAGGAAUAUGGAUCUUGGACGGCCUUGCAAUCCGGGUAGCACAUGCACUGGGAUUACACCGCGACGGUAAAGGAUUGGGUCUUUCACCAUUUCAAUCAGAAAUACGCCGACGACUUUGGUGGCACUUACUCAGUCGAGAUAUUCGAGCAGGAGAGGAUUAUGGUCUGGAAAACACGAGCAGCCUGUUACUGACGUCGGACGUCGGACUUCCCGCAAAUAUCGAUGACACAGACAUUUCUCCGGUUAUGCAACAACCUCCCGAACCCAAGGUGGGAUGGACGGCAAUGACCUUCUCAUUAAUCAACAUUGACCUUGCCAAGACCGUGCAGAAAUUAUCAACACUUGCAGCAUCAUCAUCACCAUCAUCACCUCCCCGUGAAGAGAUCAGGGCACAAAUCAUGAAGGAAUGCAAGAUACGCAUGGAGAAUUGGCUAUCGUACUGCAAUCUCGUCAUACCUCAACAUCGUUUGGCCCUGUUUUGUUCUCGGUUUGCGUUUCGGAAACUUGAUUUUACAACGAGGCUGCAGUGGGAUCUGCUGCGAAAUACUGAUCCUCGAGCCAACUUUGCGACGGAAGCAAACCUGGUAGAAGCACUGGAUCUCAUCUUUCCCAGGAUCAACGAUGACGAUCUGUUGAAGCAAUACGCAUGGGCCGGAAAGGUUUAUCCACAGUAUCAUGUCACGAUGUAUGUGCUGUGGCAUCUUUGUGUUCAACCCGAAGGCCCCAACGCGGACCGAGCAUGGCAGGCGAUAGAAAGAUCAUUCUCUGACGGCAUGAGGGACGACUCUGCAACCCGGCUUGGUUCGAAAUCAUCAGUGUUGGCGGCUCUCAGGGCAAAGGCCAUGCUAAUAAGGCAAAGGAUACGAGAACGUAAUGCAGGAGUGAGCACCGGAGAACAUCCAUCGGCGGUCGCCGAGGACCAAUUCCUGGAUGACGGCCGAUUUAGGGACGGCGGAUUCGACGGCGACGGGUUUCCUGCACAACUACUUGGAGAUGCCGGCGUUGAUGAGCUUGGAGUUGAUCGCAGCGAAGAUGGAUGGUUAAACUGGGGGGCACUGGUCCAGAGCUUUCAGCUGAACAGCCCAGAGACCUUCUAG